GCAAGGCUGACGCCUCGCCGACAACCCCACAGCCCCUCAAACUUCGUCCUUGACUUACUUCUUCCCACAAUAUCAGCACCUGUUCCAUAUUCCCGGAUCAUCAGGCGUAGUUGCCUAGAUCCAAAGCCUGCCUAUCCCCGCAGUCCGCCCGCGAGGGAGCGCUGUUGGCCGAUUACGGCGCACCGCCAAGUGCCAACGAGGCUGAGCUUUGCCCCACUACAACGAACAAGACACCCCUCCAUCACCUCCCCCUCUUUGAUGUUGACUCUUUAACGACAGGCACGUCAUCUCUGCGACACUCUCUCUCUCUCCUGCGACAUCUCUCGUCUACAAUCCAGAAGAAGGCAAGGAAGGAAAAAGGACAAGCGUACGCGAGCGGCGCUAAAUCAAACUACAAAGAACAGAGAAGGGAAAGGAACAGAUGGCAGGACAAGAUACCGCGGCUGACCCGGCGAAAGCGCUGGAGUGCAAGGAGAAAGGCAAUAAGUGUUUCCAAGCCGGUGAUUACCAUGGUGCUGAGGAACUGUAUUCGAAAGCUAUCUCCUACGACCCAACAAACCCCCUCCUCUACACCAACCGCACCCUCGCCCUGCUAAAACUCCACCGCUUCCCGCUUGCCAUAACCCUCUCCCAACAAUGCAUCUCUCUAUCUCCUCCCCCUUCCAUAUCCCUCAAAGCGCACUUCCAGCUCGCACAAGCGCAGAUCGCACUCCACCACCCCUCCGAAGCUCUCGAGUCAGCGAAAAUCGCGCAUUCUCUCUGCGUCGAGGAAGUGAUUGUCGGCGGGAAGGGCGCAAAUAAUAUUGGGCCGAUCACGGAGCUGGUGUUGAGGUGUAAGAAGGAGCUUUGGGAGUUGAGGGAGGAGGAGCGGUUGAGAAGUAGACCGAGCUUGUUGAAUGAGUUGGUUGCGGGGUUGGAGCGGGAUCGGGAGGCGUAUAUUUCUGUACUGAGGGCGGAAGGCAAGGGGAAGGACGUGGAAAUAGAGAGUGUGAAGGAGAGGUAUAAGGGGAAGAUUGGGGAGUUGAGGAGGACUUUUGAGUUGGCUGGCGUUAAUGGGGAGGAGGGGAAGAGGAGGAAGGUGCCGGACUGGUGUUUGGAUGAUAUUACGUUUUCGGUUAUGUUGGAUCCUGUUGUCACCAAAACAGGACAGUCCUACGACCGCUCCUCAAUAAUGGAGCAUCUCAAACGCUCACCUACCGAUCCGUUGACCCGCGAACCGCUACGAGUUGAAGAUCUAAGGCCAAAUUUGGCAUUGAAAGCGGCGUGUGAGGAAUUCUUGGAGGAAAACGGGUGGGCUGUCGAUUGGUAGAUACUGGUGGACGAAGUGGGGCACAAAGAAGAAUGAAAUCAGAGAGGACAGCAACGCGGAGACGAGGAGAGUGACAUUCAUGUCGGUUCAAUCACAGCUGGGAGCGAGGAAGUAAAAUUGCAGCCUGCCAGCCAGAGAGAAGGCGUAGAGCAGAGAAUGAAGAGAGAUGAUGGGGAUGAUUGUAUGGUGCAUGUACGGCGUUUGGGAUUUGAGCGAACUUCGAAAUUCAUUUCUGCAUUUCUGAGAGUGGUUUUCGGGUAUAUUUGAGGCCGCUCGCGGCUGUCUCAGCCAGUAUGAAAUGGAUUCUACUCAAUCUCAACAUCGGGACACUACAUGUCAGUGAACUGAGCAGGUUGGUAGCGGCGUGAAUUCUUGCUUCAAGUGAAGUCCUU
Messenger RNA from Hyaloscypha bicolor E, 1701 nucleotides. Its product is annotated as U-box-domain-containing protein. NCBI's taxonomy places the organism in Eukaryota, Fungi, Ascomycota, Leotiomycetes, Helotiales, Hyaloscyphaceae. The record is from RefSeq and is a predicted model, not a curated record. Gene Ontology annotation, biological process: protein polyubiquitination; proteasome-mediated ubiquitin-dependent protein catabolic process; protein quality control for misfolded or incompletely synthesized proteins. Bases 422 to 1309 code for a protein of 295 amino acids. The transcript is spliced from 3 exons. Gene Ontology annotation, cellular component: cytoplasm. Gene Ontology annotation, molecular function: ubiquitin protein ligase activity; protein-folding chaperone binding.